Molecule: messenger RNA, 1343 nt
Organism: Hyla sarda
Lineage: Eukaryota; Metazoa; Chordata; Amphibia; Anura; Hylidae
Exons: 8
Coding region: 119-1036 (305 amino acids)
Source: RefSeq, a predicted model, not a curated record
CUUUCCUGCUAUUGUGUAAGUUGUAUGUUGCUUAAAUAAACGUGACAUUUCCUAUUAUCUGCAUAGUGUGGAUUGGGGGAGAAAAGAGGGAACAGGAGACGCUAAAACAGUUUAAAAAAUGUACGAACACAGCAUUUUCAAGAUAGUCCUGAUAUUCCUCACUCUUGCUGUAUACAUUGUCAUGGUGGCAUUUAAUGCUGGAGCUGGCUCUGGAUUAAUGACAGGUAUAUUCUUACAGAGAGUGGGAAAUAUCUCCGAUAAAUUCAGAACUGAAUUCACACCAUCUGGAUGGACAUUCAUGAUCUGGAAUGUGAUCUUUGCUUGGCAGUUUUUGUGGCUUGGUUAUGUCCUUUCUGGGAUUUGCAGAAGGAGUGAACUUGGUUGGAUGUAUUUGAAACCAGAUGUGUUUCCAGUCUCCUUCUACAUUGUGUGGAUUCUGAAUAAUAUUCUGAAUAUAGGAUGGCUCUUCCUGUGGGACCGGGAAUUUUUUAUUCCUGCCUUGGUAUUUCUGGGUGUCAUUGCUUUGACAAACCACAUAGUACUCUUUAUUUCCUACCGAUCGCUUUACCUUUAUGGAGAAUGGUUUUCUAGACAAAGGCGAGUGGACUUGUGGCUUAUUCGAAUCUUUGCUCAGAAUGGAAUUGCUGUCUAUGCAACUUGGACCACGAUAGCAUGUCUGCUAAACUUUGCAGUUGCUUUGACAUACAAUGAUGACAUUCCCAAUAGCACCUCCUCUACUGUAUGCCUGGCUAUCCUGGCUUUUGAAGUGGUUUUAUGGUUCUUGUUGGAAAACUUUCUAUUUGACAAGUAUGUCCGCUAUACACUGACUGUGUAUCCUGUGGUCAUUGUGGCCUUAUCUGGAGCGCUGGACAAGAAUUUCAAUGAAUCCUCCCCUGGUGGAAAUGAUAUUUUCAUAGCGGUGUUGCUGGCAUUGGCCUGUGCCAUAUUUGCUAUACGUCUUGUGUUGGUCAUAUGGAGACACUUCAAGCAGCCAUUUUAUACAAGAUCCACAAAAUCAUCAUUUCCUUUGUCAUAGGAAGAAUGUAAUGCCUGAGAUUUGAACCAUGGUGCCAAAAUGAUGUCUGUUUCAAUAUUUGUCAAUGGUUCUCUUCCAUCCUCUACUGCUAUGAUGUAAUGAAAAGGGAAUAUAAAUUGUGGGGAAAAUAAAUAUAUAUAUAGUAAAAGGGGUGUUUCUUUCUCAACUCACCUAGUUUAGGGCACAUUAGGUAAAAUAUUUUUGCAAAUACAUUCAUUUAGCAAAUUUGCCUUCUACUAAUCUUCCUGCUCCUUUGCAGCUCUAGUUAACAACUCUUUGCCUAGGUUGCAGACCACCACUCCACUCU